Molecule: messenger RNA, 2517 nt
Organism: Acyrthosiphon pisum (pea aphid)
Lineage: Eukaryota; Metazoa; Arthropoda; Insecta; Hemiptera; Aphididae
Gene: Tdc2
Product: Tyrosine decarboxylase 2
Exons: 12
Coding region: 242-2236 (664 amino acids)
Biological process (GO): amino acid metabolic process; carboxylic acid metabolic process
Cellular component (GO): cytoplasm
Molecular function (GO): carboxy-lyase activity; pyridoxal phosphate binding
Source: RefSeq, a predicted model, not a curated record
UUGCAAUUUUUUGAAAACAUAAAGAAUAUAUAAGCAAAUAAAAAUUGGCAUUAUAUUGUAUAAAUUAACAAUACAAUUUACCAUUGAAAAACGGUGUAUACUAAUACUAUUCAUAUUGGAUUUAAAUGUUGGCCGCUAGUUUCACGCUACAGGCAGUCGUUUCGAGAGCCUCCCACAACUGUUCUAUACCUCUAGCAGUUUGGACGCGCCGCAUUCGAAAUAUAUAGAAAAAAAAUAUAAAAUGGAUACGGAACAAUUUCGCAAGCAUGGCAAGGAGAUGGUGGACUAUAUAUGUGAAUAUUUAGAGACAAUAAAACAUAGAAGAGUAACACCAACAGUAAGCCCGGGAUGGUUAAAAAAUAAGAUUCCGCUGGAAGCACCUGUACAACCAGAAUCAUUUGAUGCAAUAAUGAAUGACGUUGAUAACAUAAUUAUGCCAGGAGUAACUCAUUGGCAACAUCCAAGAUUUCACGCUUAUUUUCCCUCUGGUAAUUCAUUUCCUUCAAUUUUAGCAGACAUGCUAUCUGAUUCCAUAGCAUGUAUAGGUUUUUCAUGGGCCGCAAGUCCUUCGUGUACAGAAUUGGAAACUAUAGUUUUGGAUUGGCUCGGCAAAGCCAUAGGAUUACCACAAGAGUUUUUAACAUUUUCAGAAGAAGCAUCAACAACUAUUGAUUCUGUGAGAAAUGAUGAUAGUGAAACCGAAAUACAUAACGGCAAAGGCGGUGGGGUACUUCAGAGUUCAGCGAGUGAGUGCAUAUUUGUUUGUAUGCUAGCAGCUCGAGCUCAAGCAAUUAAACGAUUGCGGAAACUUCACCCAUUUGUUGAAGAGGGUGUGCUUCUAUCCAAACUGAUGGCUUACUGUUCUAAAGAAUCGCACUCGUGCGUAGAAAAAGGCGCUAUGAUGGCAUUUGUUAAACUACGUAUUCUCGAACCUGAUGAAAAUAACAGUUUGAGAGGGGCUACGUUAAGACAAGUGAUGGAACAAGACGAGGCAAUGGGAUUGAUACCAUUUUUCGUAUCCACUACAUUAGGAACAACGUCAUGUUGUUCAUUUGACAAUAUACCCGAAAUUGGUCAAGUAUGUCAGCAGUUUGAAACCGUUUGGUUACACGUUGAUGCUGCUUAUGCUGGAAGUGCAUUCAUUUGUCCGGAGUUUCGAUCUUUAAUGAAUGGUGUACAAUAUGCAGAUUCUUUUAAUCUCAACACAAACAAGUGGUUGUUAACAAAUUUUGAUUGUUCAUGUCUUUGGGUAAAAGAUCGGUUUAAAUUAACUUGUGCUUUGGUGGUCGAUCCUCUAUAUUUACAACAUGGUUAUGCUGGUGCUGUAGAUUAUAGACACUGGGGUAUACCAUUGAGUAGACGUUUCAGAUCGCUGAAGCUUUGGUUUGUGCUGCGCACAUAUGGAAUUUCUGGACUUCAGAAGUAUAUUAGACACCAUUGUCAACUAGCAAAACGUUUUGAAAGAUUGGUCAGAAGUGAUAAUAAGUAUGAAGUUUUAAAUGAUGUAAAGAUGGGGUUAGUUUGUUUUCGUUUGAAAGACGAUCCGACCAACAAACUUAAUAAAAAGCUCUUAGAAACCAUUAACGAAUCAGGAAAACUUCACAUGGUGCCAUCAUUAGUACACGACAAGUAUGUCAUCAGGUUUUGUGUAGUGGCAGAACAUGCUACAGAAGAUGAUAUUGAUUACGCUUGGAAAAUUAUUAAGGAAACGGCAGUUACAGUUUUGUACAAUGAACAAGAACUCACAGAAAAACGAGAAGAGCAAGUGGAUGAAGUAUUUGAGUUAUCAGAACGUAAGAAGAAAGAUAAUGAUUUGGCCUACAGAAGAUCAUUCUUUGUAAGAAUGGUUAGUGAUCCAAAAAUAUAUAAUCCAAUAAUUGCUCGAUCAUCCCCUGGAUCCCGCAGACAUACUCAUUUAAGUUCAAUGGAUGAUGAUAUCCAUGAUCCAUUAUCCACUUCUACAAGUGAUACAGAAGACACAAUGACACAACCAGCGAGUUCAUGGAUAAGCUGGCCAUUAGCAUUCUUAUUUCAAGGAGUGUUUGAUGACAAAGAAGGCAAUAAUGAUGUUCCUGUAAGAUUUAGACACUUGGCGACUAAAAUGCAUUUUAAAUCAAAAAGCAAAUCACCAGAACACUUGGCCACAGAAGAAAACAAAUCACGACGUAAUUCUCCAGUAUUUCCAAGAAAAUCUAGUUAUGUUAAAACUGAAAACGAAACUAACAUGCAAAAAUAAGAACUGACCAAAAUAUAAAAAUAAUUUUUGCUUCUUUAUUUUUCUAGCUUGUUCAUAAAUAUAAUUAUUAUAAGUUCAUGACCUCGAAAGCACAAAAUAAAUCUAGAUGCUUAUAUUAAAAAUAUUUACUGUUUAGCUAAUUUUUGUAAAUUAUUUAAAAAAAAAAUAAUAUAUUAGGAUAAAAAUAAUGAAAUAUAUUUGAGGAAAAUGGCCAAGCUUACAAAUAUAUUGACUUAAUUGGUUUAGGAUAAAUGGUUGGUCAAAUUCAGAAUUAAGACCAA